Molecule: messenger RNA, 5304 nt
Organism: Pangasianodon hypophthalmus (striped catfish)
Lineage: Eukaryota; Metazoa; Chordata; Actinopteri; Siluriformes; Pangasiidae
Gene: rpap1
Product: RNA polymerase II associated protein 1
Exons: 25
Coding region: 127-4293 (1388 amino acids)
Biological process (GO): transcription by RNA polymerase II
Cellular component (GO): nucleus
Source: RefSeq, a predicted model, not a curated record
CAAACCGGAAGUGGUGGAACAUGGUUGCAUGUGGACUCUUAGCAAGUUGACUGCGUUGUGUUUGUUAUAAAGAAGAGUGCAGAAAGUAAAUAUCUUUUUCUGCUGACGUAUUUCAGACGCUUGGGAAUGUUACGGCGUCCCAAGCCCACAGACUCCGAGUCGGACUUGCUCCGGGAGCAGGAGCACUUUUUAGCCUCUGGGAGCGCACCAGCGGCCAGUGUGACGCGGAGAGCAGAUAAGCGCAGAGGGGACAAUACUUCGGCAGACAGUGAUGAGUCUCGUGCGAAUCCAAGAGAUGUUGUGACGAUAGCAGAUCUUCCUGAUGAGCUGCCUACGUUGACUCCUGCGCCACCCAAAAAGUCAUGUUCCAAAAAAGUGCGUGUGCGUUUUGAGAAUGAAGAUCCAGAGGAGCUGCUGGACAGACAUGACACUCACAUCAGUGCUGUCCUCUCAAGGAUUGUUGAGAGAGACACUAGUGCUGUACCAGUGUUACUCCCAGCCUUCACAAGCACAGCUUUCCCCAAAGUCCUGCAUCACUCUACAGUCAACAAGCAGGGAACAGAACCCAGAGGUCGAAAAAGUAUUUUUGCACGUCAUGUUGCUGCACAGAAGGCUAAACCAGGGUGUGAAGAGAAGAAUAAGCCGAAGGUCAGCAACACACAGGCAUCUGAAUCCAGACCGGCCCACGGCACUGCUGAUGGUCCCUUACUGGUGUCAGGUCAGGGCCUUGGUCCAGACAGAGCUGUAGAAACACUAAAGAUCCACCAGGAGAACCAAGCCAGGCUGCAAACAAUGUCUCAGAGUGAGAUUCUGGAGGAGCAGAAAUUGCUGUUGGCUCAGCUAGAUCCAAGACUAGUGGAUUUUGUAAGGUCACAGAAAGCUCAGAAUGCUUCAUCUUCCACAUCCUCCUCUACAGAGAAAUCAGUAUGUCCUGACCAGUCUUUAACUGAGAGCAAAGCUCCAGCACCUCACUACUCAGACUCAGUACCGGACUCUCAGGAGGUUACAAUGGAUACCGAUGAAGAGGAUGAAACAGAACCUAAUAAUCAUAAUCCAAUUACUGUGGAACAGCUACCAGUCAAGCCUGAGAAAGAGUGGCUACACAUGGACAAACUGGAGCCCGAGAAACUGGAAUGGAUGAGGGAUUUGCCUGCCCCUAGGAAGCAGGGCACUAGAAAGGCCAUGCAGGCACGUUUCGACUUUUCUGGCAUCCUUCUGCCCCCCACAGAAGACUUACCCACUCAUCUCGGCCUGCAUCAUCAUGGGGAGGAGCCAGAGUUGGCAGGCUACUCGCUGCAGGAGCUUUUUCUCCUCUCUCGCAGUCAGCUGACCCAGCAGAGGAGUCUGGCUCUGAACACUUUGGCCCACAUCCUGUCAAAGGCCCGUGCUGGUGAGUACUCAUCAUGCCUAAAAGGCAAUGUGCUGGCCUCCUUGCUUGAUGCUGGACUCCUCUUUCUGUUGCGGUUCUCUCUGGAUGACAGUGUGGAGGGUGUAAUGUCUGCGGCUGUGCGUGCCCUGCGAGCCUUCCUAGUUUCCACUGAAGAUGAGGAGAACCUGGACGACAUGUUUCCCUGGCUACUAGGGAUGGCAGCUUUCCCCUUGGUUCCCCAGGUUCACAAGGAGGAGGAUCAAGAUGAUGAAGGUCUGAAUGAGUCUACAAAGGAAACAGAGAAAGAGAAAGAAGAGAGAAAAUUAGAUCACGAUGUCGCUCAACAGGAUGUUAUCAAGGGUUUGUUGAAGAUGCAGCUUCUGCAGCGGCUGCGGUACAUUCUUGAGGUGGUACGACCUUCACCCCAGACAGUUCUUGAUAUUCUGCAGGUUCUGAUCCGAAUCGCUCGUCACUCAACCUCUGCAGCCACACAGAUCCUUGAUUGCCCCCGGCUAAUGGAGACCGUGAUGUCAGAUUUCCUGCCUUGCUCAUGGACCCCGCUGACCUCACCAACCCCACUUUCUUUAUACGGGUUGCCUGUUUCCACGGCAGUGAAGCUCCUGCGUGUGUUGGCAAGCGCCGGCAGGCACGCCUGUGCGAGAAUACUCAACAAUCUAGGUGGAAAGGAGCGUCUGUCUCGGUUCUUGUCAGUGGAAACUUCAGAGCUUCUGUUACAGCCUGGGGAGAAUAUAUGCUGUAGCACAGAGGCACUGAGGCUGUGGGCUGUGGCUGCAAGCUAUGGGCAGGCCUGUAACCUGUACAAAGACUUGUACCCAGUGCUGGUGAAGGCGUUGCAGGCUGCACAUAAGCCCUGUGCUCCCUCUGAGUCUCUGCUGGUCCUGGAGCUCCAGAGAGUGAAGUCUCUGCUAGUGUUGCUCACUCAGGUCACACACACUGCCGGCUGCCACCAGGAGUUACAAAGUGGACUGCUGAGCUCUCAGGGGGCUGAGUGUCUCCCCCCACCCCCAGUGACCUGGAGUCAUGUGUCUGGGUUGCAGCCCACUCUGACUGGCAUACUGAAAGGCUGUGUGAGAAAACUGGACGACCCAAGUCAAAGUUCGAGCACCCUAAGUCUACUGCCGUCUUACCUGAUCUACAUGGGAGCAUAUUACUCUCAGUUCAGUGUGCAGAGUUCGUUCCAGCCGGUGCAGUGCCUUCAGGAACUAGAGGCCCUGACUACAGAGGUGCUCCUUCCUCUCAUAUCCCAUCAGGUCUUUCACAGCAUGAUGGGCAGCCUCAGGUCAAGCUCAGUAAUAUGUAAGCGUGGUUUGAGCACUUCAGCCCGGGAGGUUGUUCCCAGUCUGCCAGGCUUGGGCAGCUCCAGGGUUAAGAUAACCAGCCUGUUAGGACCUGAAUCUCCUCUGCCUCUCUGUACUGCUCUCUUCUAUCUACUGGACAUCAUCGUGACCAUCCACCGUGGCUUAACCAAGAGUUUCAGCUCUCUCAUCCUUUCGGACUCCGUGCUGGCUUACCUGCAGUCUUGUGUUGGAGUGACACCCUCUGUGUCUCAUGCCAGUGCCUGGAUUUUACGCCAUGAGCACCACUUUCUCUAUCUGAUACUCCGGCUGGCUCACAGACUGGUUCCUGCUGACCCACAGGUGAAGAAACAUGCUUCUCUGUUUCACCAAGUUGCCUUGGCUCUGCUCUCAUGGCUGUUGCCUGGAAGUGAAUAUCUGGUAUAUGAACUUGUGUCUACUAUGAUCUUCAAUCCGGACCUCUUUCCUGAGGCUGGAAGUGGAGGUCCAGAAGCCGCGACCCUGGCAGAGCUGCGGCUUCAGGAGAUGUCCUGUCAUUCACCCAGCCCUGGUCCCCUCCUCCGCGACUCCCUUGCCCAGCUUCCCUCAAUCCGUGCCUGCUACCUCACACACCUUGCCUACCUGGAGCCUGCUGUGAUCACCUCCCGUGAGCGGCACCUUGGUCGUAACCCCUGGCUUUCUUCUCAGCUCCUCCCUGAACUCUCAGGCCCCUCGCUGCCUUCUGAUUGGGCCUUUUUGCCUCUCGUCAGCCUUUACGAGCGAAUAGGAGUGUCUCAGGGCGGUGGGCUGCGGGCUGAAUCGCUACCUGCUGGCUCUGUGCAGUCGCUUACGCAUUGCCUGCAGUGGCUUCUUGUGCUCGAGAGCUUUAGGGAGCGGGCGCUGCAGCUGGUGCCACCUGUGGCCAAACUGGCACGUCUGGUCUGCGUCUUCAUGUGCUCCAGCGAUAUCUUUCUGGAGAGACCAGUGAAGGAGCUGACAUGGGCGCUGCUGCGUGAGCUGACUAGACCCGGACAUUUAGAAGCUUUGGAUCUGAGCCUGCCGCCUCCAGGUUUAGCCUCCUUCCAUGAUCUCUACUCUGCCCUGCUGGCUCAGUACGAGGCUGUGUCCUUUGGCGACACACUCUUUGGCUGCUUCGUACUGUUGCCACUGCAGAGGCGAUACAGUGUGUCGAUGAGACUGGCUGUGUUCGGCGAGCAUGUCUCAAUUCUGCGCUCACUUGGGGUCUCGUUGGAGCAGCUACCCAUUGCUCUGGAGAACUUUACUUCCCCUUCUGAGGAUUCGCUGCCUUUGCUGCGGCUGUAUUUCCGAGCUCUGGUGACCAGAGCUCUGAGGAGGAACUGGUGCCCUGUCCUGUACGCUGUAGCUGUUGCCCACCUCAAUGCUUUUAUUUUCUCCCAAGAUGCUGUGCCACAGGAGGUGGAGAGUACUCGUCGGAGUCUGCUGAGAAAGACAUACUACCUGACAGAUGAGGUGUUGAGGAGCCACCUGCUGCUUUUCCGUCUACCCCAGCAGCACAGUGAGCUAGGCUUCAGCACUUACGAGCAGCUGCCGUCCAUUCGUGCCUGCAGGCUCCAGAGCGUAAUAGAAACCAAGGAAGGAAAUGACUGAGACAGAUGAGCCAGAACAGGCUCAGUUCUGUGGAGCAAAUCCACAGCCUUCAAGACGCUGUGACAAAAGAAGACUGAAUUUUGUUUUCUAAGAAUAUUUUGAAUGUCCAAAGUAGCAUUUUAACUGCAUCUCAGAUUUGUCCCUUUAAAAGUCGCAUUUAAAGUUUGGUUGUCUUCGUUAAGAAAUUAGUGCAUACGAAAUGGUCUCACAUAUUCACAUCGAUUCAUAUUCAUAUUGAUUAUUUUAGACUGGAGUUGAUAUUGAGGGGAAACAAGCGAUGCCAAAGUGAGGCAGGAAAUGAGGAUCUCCCUGGUGCACACAAGUGGCUUUGAUUAGAGGGAGAGUAGAAGAUUUAUCUUAUAAUGUGCUAAUGCCAAAAUCUGUUGGAGAGGCAUGGUCAGCAUGUUUUUCUCUUCCCUAUUCUUGGCUCCCUGUGAGCCAAAUGCCACAAAGACUUGAUUUAAUUUGCCACACUAAAAGUGGAGGCUAGACCAUUGCCUGCGAAAAGCUUAUUUGGAAAAUGCCCGCAGGCCAUUACAAAGAAAGGUCUUAGCUUGUCAGUCUAAAGCUAUUCUGAUCAUGUCAUGUUAAGAUGUGUUGUUUUUUUUUCCACAAGCUGGAUUUUCUGAAGUUGUGUUUAUCCAUAUCAUGGCUAUGAUUCCUUUGAUUUACACCAUGGCCGAUUUUUUGGAUGUGUCCCUAACAUCUUCCCUAAACAGUAAGCCUUUCUGCUCUGAACUGUAAAUAGCCAUAAACUACAUCAUUGACCACUGACCAUUUUCUUUACUGCUAAGACCUUCAGGAUCUAUUAAUUGAUGGUUUGCCCUAGAAACUAUGGGACUUCUGAUGACGUAGAUAUGACUCAUUCUCCAGCAACUACUUUGUUGUUCUGAAACAUGUUAAUGGCUUUCUCUUCCAUUUUUCACUGUAUCUUGUAUAAACAGAAUAAGUGACUCAUCGCAUGGUUUCUAGCUGUGGUUGGACAAUACUGUGUUUUAUACAUAUUUGUUA